AUGCUCCAUCAUGCCAAGUUGGACAAGUGCUUCUGGGCUGAAGCGGCAAUGACGGCCGUCUAUGUGAAGAACCGUUUGCCGUCACCCAAGAUUCCACACAAGACACCGUUCGAGAUUGUCUACAAUUCUAAGCCAAGUGUCAAGCACAUGCGCGUUUUUGGGUGCCAAGCAUACAUCUUGACCCCGAAGGAGAAACGACUCAAGUGGGAUCCCAAGGCCCGGGCUGGAUUGUUUUUGGGCUACGAAGAAGUGUCCAAGGCGUAUCGAGUUUACGACAUCGAAGCGGGGCAGGUGAUGAUAAGUCGCGAUGUCAACUUCGAUGAGUCGGCCUUUGGAAUGUCGAUGCUGAUUUCCGAUGACGAUGUUGAUGGCCUGGACUUCGAAUCGAUCGAUCUUGAUGAUGAAGAACCGCGUCCGAGACACUUCAAACAAACAGGAAAGCGCAAGGCCCAACCCAGUCACGACAAUGACGACGCAAGCAUGCCCCGAGCAGUGCGCCAACGACCCGGAUUGGAAGAGUCAAGUGCGCCGGAUGACCUCUCUUCACGUCGAGCCAACGAAGAUGAAGAAAGGAAGUCGGAGGAACAACAUGACACACCGACUUCCUCCGCGUUUUGGCAUGCGAGUGCAAACGCCGUCGAAGCAGCGGUCGAUUUUUCAGAGCCGUCGACAUUUGAAGAAGCAGUCGCCAUUGGCACAAAGUGGGUCUUCAAGAUCAAGCGCAAGGCGGAUGGGUCGAUCGAGAAAUACAAGGCACGACUUGUGGCCAAGGGUUUUCGCCAAAAGUAUGGCAUCGACUACACGGAGACGUUCUCACCCGUGGUCAAGUAUGUGACGCUGCGAAUGAUCAUCGCCAUUACCAAGCACUUUGGAUGGCCCCUCGACCAGCUCGAUGUGGUGACUGCGUUCCUGUAUGGAGUGAUGAAGGAGAAGGUGUUCUGCGCUGUUCCGGAAGGCGUCAAGAUGGAAGGUGAUUUCGACUGUCUCGAGCUGAUCAAGGCGAUCUACGGUCUCAAGCAAGCCUCGCGUGUUUGGAACGAGACCUUCGACGAGUUCAUACGCUCGAUUGGUUUUCAAGCGUCAGGAUUCGAUCCAUGUCUCUACAUCAUGACUUCGGAAGGCCAUUGUGUUUUUGUGCUGGUCUACGUGGACGAUGUCUUGGUGACUGGAAGCUCGCUCGAGAUGAUUGCGCGCACCAAGAACGACCUCAAGACACGCUUCGAGAUGACGGACAGCGGCAAGUGUGCCUUUGUUCUUGGGAUCGAGUUAUUGGACGGUGAAGAUGGCAGCGUGACUAUGUGUCAGCGCCGUUAUGUCGACGAUGUCCUCAAGCGCUUUGGAAUGGAUGAGUGCAAGGCUGUGGCAAGUCCGGUGGACGUCAGCUCUCGACUGGUUCCAAGCAACUCUGCAAGCAAGGUGGAUGUCCCAUUCCGUGAAGCAGUGGGUGCUUUGAUGCAUCUGACGACUGCAACGCGACCGGACAUCGCCUAUGCUGUAAGCUUUGUGUCACGGUUCAUGGAGAAACCCCAAGAAGAACACUGGGUUGCAGUCAAGCGCAUCUUCCGCUACCUACAAGGCACCAAGAUGCAUGGAAUCUGCUACAAGCCAAGUGCGAAGAUCGACUUUCGUGGCUAUUCAGAUGCAGACUGGGCCGGUGACCUUGCUGAUCGCAAAUCGACGUCCGGCUACGUCUUCAUGCUAUUGGGUGCUCCGGUGAGUUGGGGCAGCAAGAAACAGCCAAGUGUGUCACUGUCUACAAGCGAAGCGGAGUACAUCGCGCUCAGCCUGGCGAUCCAAGAAGGCAAGUGGAUCAAUCGCUUGCUGUGCGAGAUCAUGGCGGCUGCAAACGAAGAAGGACCCGAGCUCGUCAUCCGUGAAGACAACCAGUCGUGCAUCAAGAUGACGAAGAAUCCGGUCAACCACGGCCGCGCUAAACACAUCGACAUCAAGUACCAUCACAUCCGUGAUGAAGUCAAGCGCGGCGAAGUGAAGCUUGAAUACUGCGAGACAACGUUGAUGUUGGCGGACAUCAUGACGAAGGGACUUCACGGACCGCGUCACAAGGACUUGACGGCGGCGCUUGGCAUCCGUGCGUGUUCGGAUUGA
Molecule: messenger RNA, 2106 nt
Organism: Peronospora matthiolae
Lineage: Eukaryota; Oomycota; Peronosporomycetes; Peronosporales; Peronosporaceae
Source: the annotation of a GenBank genome assembly